Drosophila serrata is the source of this 2023-nucleotide messenger RNA. RefSeq lists its product as uncharacterized. Gene Ontology annotation, biological process: transmembrane transport. Gene Ontology annotation, cellular component: membrane. Gene Ontology annotation, molecular function: transmembrane transporter activity. Lineage: Eukaryota; Metazoa; Arthropoda; Insecta; Diptera; Drosophilidae. The record is from RefSeq and is a predicted model, not a curated record.
AGUUGGCCGUGGACAGUGCCCUCAGUCGCAACAGGGUUGAGAGUCCUCCUCCUCAAUCUUAAUAUCAUCCAUCUGACCAUCAUCUUAUCCAGGAAAAAGGAAGGUUAACUUAAGCCAGGACACAACAUGGACAAUCCUGGAUAUGUGAUCGAUUGCGAACGAGAGUUUGCCAUUGUCGGUGGCGGACCGAUGGUGAAGACCAUGGAGAAGCCUCUCCCGCACAGUUUCGAGGAGGCCAUCACAUUGACCGGCGUGGGGCGCUUCCAUUACAAGUUGCUCCUCAUCUGUGGCCUGGUCUUCAUGGGCGUGAUGGUGGAGAUCAUGGGCGUCAGUCUGAUCAUGAACCAGAUGAAGUGUGACCUGCAACCGACGUUGGAUCAGCAGGGAAUCCUGGCCUCCGCUGGCUUCCUGGGCGUUGUCCUUAGCUCACAUGCCAUGGGAUUUCUGGCGGACACGUGGGGACGUGUUACCACGUUGCGCUAUGCUCUAUCCCUUGCCUCCAUUUGCUCAAUAGUUUCAGCAUUUUCGGUGAACAUUUGGAUGCUGAUUGUGUUCCGCUUCCUCACCGGCUUCUUUAUAUCCGGCGGCCAGGCUUGCGUCUUUAGUUUGUGUGGAGAGUUCCAUGGGAAUGGAUCGCGAGUGCGGCAUGUCACGUUGCUCUCUGGAUUCCUGUGUCUGGCCAUGGUGUUUGCUCCAGCCAUGGCCAUUGGCAUCCUGCCGCUUCGCAUCGAGACCAUUAUCCUGGGCAUGCGCUUCUCCUCCUGGCGUGUCCUGCUGCUGGCCAAUGUAUCCGUUUCCCUGCUGGCCCUGGUUGGUAUCUCAACGCUCCCGGAGACUCCGAAAUAUCUGCUGGUCCAGGGACGCGGCGAUGAGUCUAUGGAAAUACUGCGCACCAUUUUUUCCACAAACUCUGGCCGGGACCGGAGCGAAUAUCCGGUGCGAGAGGUGGCUCUGGAAAGCGGUGGCGCCAGUCUGACCGAUGUCCAUGGUGUACUCGAUGCUGUGCGUCUUGUGUGGCACCAGACAGUUCCACUCUUCUAUCGCUCCCGAUUGCGUCACACGCUGAACAUCUGUACGAUUCAGUUCCUCAUCUACUUCCUGGCCCAGGGCAUCUUCAUGUGGUUCCCCACAAUCCUGGACGAGCUGGGCACACGAAAUGGUGAGGAUACCCUACUCUGCGGUGUCCUGCAGGGCUUCGAUGUGGAUGCCAAUUCGGCGAAUGCGGAUUUGGGCUGCUCGGUGGAGGUGGACACGUCCACAUACCAGGUGAUGAUCAUCAUUGGCUCCUCGUUUGUUGCCAUCUAUCUGUUCUUUGCCUAUGUGAUCGACUAUACCGGCAAGAAGAAUCUGCUGAUGGCCUGGAUGAGUCUCACGCUGAUCUGUUUGGUGGGUCUGCACUAUGUGGAACAGUUUGCCCUGGUGGUAAUCGCUCUCACUGUGGUGAUGGCCAUUGGUAAUUGCGGCGGCCUGGUCAGCACCAUUGCCAUGGAAUUCUAUCCGACGCACAUCAAUGCGAUGGGCAUGUGCUUCAUUAUGAUGGUGGGUCGCUUGGGUGCAGUGGUGGGCAGUAAUCUCCUUGGCCGCCUGCUCUUUGCCAGCUGCGAGAAUGUCUUCUGGGCCAUGCUUGGCCUGGUGGCGCUACUCUGCGUCCUUGGUUACUUCCUGCCGGAGAAGGAGACCGCGUCCAAGGCCAAGGCGAGGGCGAAAGAGGAGAUGGCCAAGGAUGCUGCGUAGGCUGUAGGAUAUAGGUUUAGUCUAGAUCAUGCCGAUACAUAUUAUUUUUUUUCAACUUGAACUUUAUACAUUUUAUCCUUUAAAUAAUAUUUUGAUCGAACUUGAUGACGACUUCCUUAAUUAACUUAAAAUUAUAUUAAUUUGGUACAAUAACUGGUUUAAAUUAUCACUUUAAUUGGAUUAUGGAAUAUGGAUAUACCGAAAAUACCUCAUGGAAAGUGUUCCGAUAAAACUUAAAUAUAGCUCAUGUUUCAGUUACUCUGAAUAUCAGUUUAUAACAAAAUACUAU